Molecule: messenger RNA, 2980 nt
Organism: Dimorphilus gyrociliatus
Lineage: Eukaryota; Metazoa; Annelida; Polychaeta; Dinophilidae
Source: the annotation of a GenBank genome assembly
AGCUAGUGUAGAGUCCCUCGUAUGUUUUUCUUGUAUAGAUAAGGAUUAUUUUUUCGUAAAGUGUCUGACAAUGGCCCAAGCUACAGGCUCAAAACGUACCAAAUCAACGGUUUCGGAAACUAUACAGGUUGAAGGAUCAACCCAAGAAAAGAAAAUACGUCUGGAGAAAAAGAAAGCUACAAAGGAAGAGACAUUAAUAUUAGACCUAAGUGUUGCACAAUUAGAUAAAUUGAUUUUGUUGGAAAAUAGUUUACCAGUUUCAUUAAAUGUAGCCGAGCAGGCUAUAUCAAGACUAUUAAAAUAUGCUAAAAUUGCAUCUGAAAAUGCAGUUCGUUGCAAAUUAAUAAUGCUGAUUGGGCAUUUAAGUCAGACUCCUGGUUUUGAUUGUCUCACAGUUCUUUCAAAAUUAAAAACACUUUUGGAGGCUGAAAAAUCUCACACAGUUAUAAGUCAGUAUUUGGAUACCUUGACAACUAUAGGCGAAAUAGUGACGGAAUCUUUAAAUGACAACUUGGAAAACUUCCUUUCUAUUGCAGUGAAGUAUUUGUCAAAUCCUAAGCAUAGUGUUCGAUGUAAAGCACUUAAACUUUUAGGCACAUUGGGCUGCCCUAAUAAGGAAAUAACUGUAAAUGUUGACAAAGACGUUGCAGAAUCAACUACUGCCCAUGAUGAAUAUGAUAUAUGCAGCAAUCUAGAGAGUAUUGUUAUUUCUUUUUUCAAAGAUCAGGAUAGCAGAGUCAGAGUUGAAGCUCUUGGAGUUAUUUUGUCUUGGCAUAUGAGAGGAAUUCCGCUGUCUCCUAGAAUGUACAAGGAUGUUUGUGCAACUUUAUCUGAUGACUAUGAAAAAGUUCGCUUCAUGGCCGCGAGAUUAAUCUGCGUAUUAUGCCAUUUAUAUCCAGAAGAAAAUGUAACAGUGUCCAAUGAAUCAAAAGAAACAUCUGAUAAAGUUCAGUUACGAUUAACAGAUGAUGGAUUUGCAAAAUUAUGUCAACUACUUUCUACUGAUGUUAAUAUGAAGGUCAGAGCUGAGGCCGCUAUGCUACUGGGAUCACUUCAUAAGGUUGACUUUGUAUUUCUUGAACAAACUCUUGAUAAAAUUUUGAUGUCCGGGUUAAGAAGAAAAACCUCUGCACACGAGCGACAAAGAAUGCACUUCCAGACUGGUGAGUGGUCGACGGGUAAGAAAUGGGCAGAUGACGCUCCAAAAGAAGAACUAAAUCCCGAUGAUGUAAGAUUGAUAUCUCUGGGAGCAUGUGGAGCAUUUGUUCACGGUUUAGAAGACGAGUUUGUGGAAGUUAGAAAUGCUACUGUAGAUGCUAUUUGCGAGUUGGCCGCUAAUUCACCGAGAUUUGCAGUUUUGUCUCAGGAUAGUUUACUUGACAUGAUGAAUGACGAAAUUGAAGAUGUUAGAAUGAAUGCGGUCCAUAGCUUAACAAAGGUAGCAUGUCACAUUUCUCUGAGAGAGGAUCAAGUUGAAGCGAUAUCUGGUUGUUUAAAAGAUUAUUCUACAGAUAUUAGGAAGGCAUUACAUGAAAUGUUUAGCAGGCUUAGAGUUACAACAAAAGUUACAUUGAAAAUGUUAAUUGAGGAGCUGUUAAAUAAUUUAAAAAAAUACCCACAAGAUCGACUAUCUAUUUGGAAGUGUAUGCAAAAUAUGGGUAAAGUUAAUAGCAACAUGGUUCAAUGUAUUGUACCUUAUUUACUACACCUCCAUCCAUACUUCGAUACGCCGGAGCCAGACAUUAACGAUCCUGCUUAUGUUGCUGUGCUGUUGCUUGUGCUAAAUUCCGCAUCUUGCCAUGAAGCUAUCCUAUCUCUAUUACCUCACCAUACUAUGAAACAUUAUCGAUAUUUAAAAGCAAGCAAUCCUGAUCUGUUACCGAAUGAGCUCAGAUUGGAUCAUCAUAAGCAUACGCAAACAAAUCGUGAUCAGAUCUCCUCAGAAGCUACAUCGUCAUCAUAUUUAAAACAAGUUGUUGAACAUAUACCCAACCUUGAAAAAAUGGAUCUACCUACGGCCGAAAAAUUUGUCGAUAUUACCAGAAGGGAUUUACUACGAAUAAGUUCUUUAGAACCAAGUAAUGCGGCAACGGCAGAGUUUAUGGUGAUCUUUUUGGAAUGCAUUGGAGAAUUAGUAACAAUCUUUCAGAGUUCUACAAAUCUUGCUGCCGACCUAAGCUUAGAUCACCAAAGGCAGCAUAUCCAAGGUUUACUAGAAAAGAUAAUUGAGAAAUGUACUUGUAUGCAACAAUUAUUUCUUGGAAUAUCUGAAAAAGACAACAUUUCCGUUCUUCAGUUGAAACUUUGUGCGCAGAGUAUUCAAUUAUGCUCAUUUUUACAAACUCGAGCUGACUGUAAAUCAUUGUGUAUUAAAUUUCUUAAAAUUGUCAGUGAUUUUAAAGGAAAACUGUCUUCAUGUUCAUUCAAGCCUUCUCGUUUCACUUUGAACCUCUUGAAAAAUUUAAAGAAAUUUGAGAGCUGUGAUCCUAAUGUAUUUCGUUCGACAUUGUUACCUUUGCUAUCGAUGUGUAGACAGAAUAUAAAUGUCUUACAAGUUAACAACACUUUACAUAAAAUACAAGCUUCCAUACAAGAACCUCAAGACAGCUCUGACGUUCAGUACAAGUUCACUUGUGGGUUAAUAACUUCUAUACCUGUUCAUGCAAUAAUCGAAGAGAUCGAAGAUCCAAGUCGAAUAAGAAUUCAAGUUACCUAUCCAGAUCAGCAAAGAUCAGUUAUCAUUCCCCGUCUUGAAGACUUUCGGCAAAUUUCUCCUUCAAAAUAUAACUUAAAAACGAAAGCUUUAUUAUGCCAUAGUGCAUGGACAGACGCAGCUCACGUAGAAAUUGCCGUUGUACUGAUUAGAGACACUCAUGACGAACUGCUUGUUUCCAAAUUAAAAGAUCGGACGAACCAAACGUUAGAACUAUGCGAUGUAGUCAAAGUAAAAAUACUUCCUGACAAUGUCCGAAAAACUUGA